Candida dubliniensis CD36 is the source of this 1446-nucleotide messenger RNA. RefSeq lists its product as uncharacterized. The transcript has a single exon. The record is from RefSeq and is a predicted model, not a curated record. The coding region runs from base 1 to 1446 and encodes 481 amino acids. Gene Ontology annotation, biological process: GPI anchor biosynthetic process. Gene Ontology annotation, cellular component: endoplasmic reticulum. NCBI's taxonomy places the organism in Eukaryota, Fungi, Ascomycota, Pichiomycetes, Serinales, Debaryomycetaceae.
AUGGCAAUUUCGCCCAAAAUAAAAGCCCUUGUUGAUUUAGCAACUGUUAUUGCAAUAUUACUUAAUUUUUUUGUUUACUUUUAUCCAGAUAUCGUCAACCCUACAGAGAAAUGCAACUGGCAUAAUGCUCCUGAAUUAAAAUCGAAAUACACAUUUUUGAAUAACAAUUUGCCGACCGAUUGGGUGAAUAUAUUGCUCUUGAAUUUCCCCAACCUCAAGGAAGACAAAGAUAUCCAGAGAGAACUUGAGAGCAAUGAUAUUCAUAUGCUAUUAUUUGGAGAUCCUCAAAUUAAUGGGAACUGGCCGCUGACGAAAUAUAUCAAGAGAUUGGAUAAUUAUGGCAAUGACUAUUAUUUAGGACACAUAUACAACACCAUGAAAAGAAGAUUGAACCCAUCACAUGUCACUGUUAUGGGAGACUUAUUUUCGAGUCAAUGGAUUUUAGAUUCGGAGUUUUACAAUCGUACCUACCGAUAUGUUGAGAGAUUAUUUCCUCAACCAUUGGAAUAUAAGCAAAACGCGCUUGAGGUACAUGCAAGACAUGAAAAUUAUAACUGGCAACAAUGGUUAGAAGAUGAAAAGGCGAUGGAUCCUGUUCACCGAUUCCAAUCUCGUGUAUAUAACGAUGUUUACGAUUGGGUUUAUAGAAACAGGUCAACCCCAAAUUACGACCAACCCUUGUUUAUCAAUUUAACCGGUAACCAUGAUAUUGGAUACAGUGGGGAUGCGACUUGGCAACAUAUGGCUAGAUUUCAUUUAUUGUUUGGGCAAAACAAUUAUGUUAUAAAUUACAAAAAGGGAUCUCCAGAUGAAUGGAGAAUUGUGGUUUUAGACUCGCUAACAUUAGAGGGACCUGCUUUGCAAGAGGAGUUUGUGAACUAUACCUGGUCAUUUUUAGAGAAUUUGCGUGAUCGGGAAAAUCCAAACUUUAAAGGGUCUACUAUCUUGUUGACGCAUGUUCCAAUGUAUAAGAAGGCCGGAUUGUGUAAAGAUGGCCCUGAGCAUCAAUACUACAUAAACAAUGAGAAAGAGCCGUAUAAGAAUGGUAAGUUGAGAUCACAUAAUCAUUUGGCUUAUGAAACAACCCAAAAUGUAAUGGAUAUUGUGUUUCCCAACAAAGACAAGAGCGGAAUUAUAUUGACAGGACAUGACCACGAAGGGUGUGACGAUUGGUAUAAUUAUAUCAAUAGCGAAUGGACGGCUUCAAAAGAGAAGUAUUCUGUUGAACGUGAAUCUGUAAGGGAAGUAGUUGUACGUGCCAUGAUGGGAGAGUUUGAUGGGCAAACGGGAAUUUUAACUGGUCAUUUUGAUGAUGCUCGUGAUACCUGGGAUUUUCAUUUCAGUUACUGCUCUUUUGUUAUUCAGCACUGGUGGUGGGCCAGUAAAGUUGCUCUACUUGUGGUUAUCUUGUUACAAUCCUUUGUGAAACUCUUUGGGGGAAUAUAA